AUGGAAAAUGAUUCUUCAGUAGCUGAAUUCAUCCUGGUAGGAUUGACCAACCAACCUGAACUCCAAAUACCCCUCUUCUUUCUCUUCUUGGUGAACUAUGUGGUCACUGUGAUGGGAAAUUUGAGCUUAAUUAAUUUGAUUUGCCUGAAUUCUCAUCUUCACACCCCUAUGUACUUUUUCAUCUUCAAUCUGUCCUUCAUAGACCUCUGUCACUCUUUGGUUCUUACCCCUAAAAUGCUAAUGAGCUUUCUGCCAGAGAAAAAUAUCAUCUCCUUUGCAGGAUGCAUGACUCAGCUCUUUUUCUUCUGUUUCUUUAUCCAUUCUGAGUGUUAUGUGUUGACAGCCAUGGCUUAUGAUCGCUAUGUGGCCAUCUGUAAGCCCCUGCUCUACACAGUUGUCAUGUCCCCUCAGGUCUGUACUCUGCUCAUGUUUGGCUUUGCUGGUGCCAUGGCCCACACAGGGGACAUGAUAAGACUGUCUUUCUGUGAUUCCAACAUCAUCAACCAUUAUAUGUGUGACAUCUUUCCCCUACUCCAGCUCUCCUGCAGCAGCACCGAUGUCAAUAAACUGGUGGAUUCGAUUAUUGUGAGCACAGUUGUAAUAGUAUCCAGCUUUAUUAUUUUCAUUUCUUAUGCUUUGAUCCUUUCCAAUAUCAUCCACAUCUCAUCAGCUGGAGGUUUGUCCAAAGCUUUUAGCACCUGUAGCUCCCACGUGAUAACUGUUGCUCUAUUCUAUAGUUCUGGGAUGUUCAUACAUCUCAAGAUCUCUUCUGCUGAUUCUGUGGAAAAGGGGAAGUUCUUCUCAGUAAUUUAUACCCAUUUAGUGCCUAUGCUUAAUCCCCUCAUCUACAGCCUAAGGAAUAAAGAUGUCAAAUUUGCUCUGAAGAAACCCCUGAAGAGAUUUGCAAACUAA
Messenger RNA from Orycteropus afer afer, 912 nucleotides. RefSeq names its product olfactory receptor 143-like. Gene Ontology annotation, molecular function: G protein-coupled receptor activity; olfactory receptor activity; odorant binding. Gene Ontology annotation, biological process: G protein-coupled receptor signaling pathway; sensory perception of smell. Gene Ontology annotation, cellular component: membrane. The record is from RefSeq and is a predicted model, not a curated record. NCBI's taxonomy places the organism in Eukaryota, Metazoa, Chordata, Mammalia, Tubulidentata, Orycteropodidae.